This is a messenger RNA of Candidula unifasciata, 196 nucleotides long. NCBI's taxonomy places the organism in Eukaryota, Metazoa, Mollusca, Gastropoda, Stylommatophora, Geomitridae. The record is from the annotation of a GenBank genome assembly.
AUGAAGGAGCGGGUGGAUUCCACCAAGGUUCUGCGGGAGCCUAACGUCAACGGCCCUGCCCCGGAUGCUGCUGCCGUCGCUGGUGGGGUUACCAAGUUAGAUUGUGUGGAUAUUAAAGCGGAGGUCAAGGAAGAGGAUGGUCGGAAAUCUGGCGACUCUCGGCCACCCUCAAGAAAAAUACCCAAUGGGGAGUCAG